Messenger RNA from Symbiodinium sp. CCMP2592, 1557 nucleotides. Lineage: Eukaryota; Dinophyceae; Suessiales; Symbiodiniaceae. The record is from the annotation of a GenBank genome assembly.
AUGGCUUUGUCCAAGCGCGAAGUCAACCGCCGCAAGCUCAUCAGAUAUGCUAUGGGCAUCAGCACAAUCCAGCGGCAGGCCCGCAUCUUUCUCCUCAGGAAGGAGCUCUACGAAAAGUCGCUGACUCUACAGCCCGUUCAGGUGGUCUUUAGCUUGAACCACGAGAAGCAGUCGUCGAAAAUGUUGCCAUGGUCCUGGCAAGUCUUCAUGGCGCCCUGGGAGGAUGAGGAGACAGGUGCCGAGGAGAAGCCCGAGGCCGAGAAAAAGACCAACUUUGUUGACAUCUUCAAGAAGGUGGGCGUCAGCAACUGGGAGGUCAUGGCGAUUGUCCACUGCCAGCGACUGGCCCGAGGCCAUCUGGCAAGGAUAAGAACGACGCGGCUGAAGAAAAUCGCCAGAAGCGCCGUGGAGGGAAUGGUGGAGUUCAGCCUCAAGGAAGUGGACAGAAGAAAAGCUGCGGCCAUUACCAUUCAGCGCCAUACUCGAGGCUACAGUGUGCGUCGACGGAAUCUCAUCUUUGAGAAGCGAAAUGCUGCACUGGAAAGCAAUAUCGACAGCAUCAAGUCCGUGCAGGCCUUCGUCAAGCGAUUUCUGGCCCAGGGCUAUCUUCAUAUUGGCAUCACCAACAAUGUCAAGAUGUUUGCGGCCACCAUGAUCCAGACUGAAUGGCGUGCCUGGCUUGCCCGCCGGCAUGUCGAGCGGUUGCGGGAGGAGGCUCUUUGGCCCAUCAAAGGCUGGUUUGAGUACACGGCCACCGGCCGAGACACGGUGCAGGUGGAGGUCUGCUUCCUUGCAAAUCCCAGCUUCGAUGACUACAAGUACUUCGUCAAGAACGGCAGUACGUCUGCUCUGCAGCUGAGCUUGGAGGAACUUGAAGCAGAUCUUGCUUCGGCGAUGAGUACUAUCCAAGGAAAUCAGUUCUUGAGAGACGACGUUGGCCCAAGGAAGGCUUCUGGCUCCAAGGCUCCUUCCCGCUUGAACCCCUCCAAGGAUCCCAGAUCGGAGGGCUCCAAGGCGUCGCAAAAGCCAACUUCAGCACAGAGGAGGAGCAAGGACGAUGUCAAAAAGGAGUCGAGGCUGCCCGAAUCCACAGCGGAAGAGCCGGCAGCAGCGCAGGCGCCUUCUGCAAAAAGCAAGGCAAAGAACGAAAGGCCUGCAGGUGAGCCAGGCAGCGAGGAGGCGAAGCCAAAGUCUGCUUCACGCCCAGCGUCUCAACCCAGGGACAAGAAAGGCACCGGCGGCGAAGGUGCAGCAGAGUCCGCAGACUCGUCGCCGACGCCCAAGCCAGGCAGCAGAGGCGCGUCUCCCUCAAAGAAGAAGGAAAAGUCCGAAGCUGGGGCCAAAGAGGAGGCCGCUGCGAAGUCCAAGGCUUCCAGCAGGAAGCCUGGCAAAGCAGAUGCUGACAAGACAGCGCAGGCUGACAAGGAUGGCACCGAGGCAUCCGCCGGGCGGGCUUCCCAGUUCUGCAAAUCGACAUCGAAGCUGCGAUGGCUGUUGACGACACCUGCACUGCCGGAGGAGAUUGCAGCCUGGAGCUCCACCAGCUGCGUGGUAUGA